UCCGUUAUAAACAAGGUGGUGGCUUCUCUUUCCUUUCUUCUCAUCUCCCCUCUAAAUCUCAGAGUGGUUUGUCCCGCAAACCGUUGAGGCGGGUCCACGGAGUAAAGCGGGGAGGGGGGGAGAGAGAAAGGAGAGCACCGCUUAGUGGAAAAGGAAGAGGCGUGGUCACCCCUGCGAGUGGGCAGAUGGUGCGGUUCGUAGGCGCGGCUGGCGAGACCAAGUGAAGAAUUUGGGGAGGCGGGGAGAGAAGAAGAGAUUGUUGUGAGGGGAAACAAAACGUCAGAGGGGAGGGGGGCGGGGGCGAAGAAGCGCCAAGAUGGCGUCGGCUGGGCCCGAGUCUGGGGGGAGCAGCAGCAGCAGCGGCGGCGCCCCCUCAGGGGCACCAGGAAUGACGACAUUAAAAAAAUCACUCGAGAUGCCGGGUUCUUCUUCUGGAUACUCGUCCCAGACAAUAAGGAAAGGGCACCGGGGAGUUGACUCGACCGGCGAAACCACAUAUAAAAAGACGACGUCCUCAGCCCUCAAAGGUGCCAUCCAGCUUGGGAUCACCCACACAGUGGGAAGCCUGAGCACCAAACCUGAGCGAGAUGUGCUCAUGCAAGACUUCUACGUAGUUGAAAGCAUCUUCUUCCCUGGUGAAGGCAGCAACCUAACUCCAGCCCAUCACUACAAUGACUUCCGCUUCAAGACCUACGCCCCUGUCGCUUUCCGCUAUUUCCGCGAGCUUUUUGGGAUCCGGCCAGAUGACUACUUGUGCUCCCUUUGCAGCGAACCCCUCAUCGAGCUCUCCAACUCCGGGGCCAGCGGCUCCAUUUUCUACGUUUCCAGCGAUGACGAGUUCAUCAUCAAAACAGUUCAGCACAAAGAAGCCGAGUUCUUGCAGAAGCUGCUGCCUGGUUACUACAUGAACCUGAACCAGAACCCCCGCACCCUGCUGCCCAAGUUCUACGGGCUCUACUGCGUCCAGGCCGGCGGCAAGAACAUCCGGAUCGUGGUGAUGAACAACCUGUUGCCCCGCUCCGUGCGCAUGCACCAGAAGUAUGACCUGAAAGGCUCCACCUACAAGCGCCGGGCAUCCCAGAAGGAGCGCGAGAAGGUCUUCCCCACCUUUAAGGACCUGGAUUUCAUGCAGGAGGUCUCGGACGGCCUUUUCCUGGAUGCCGACAUGUACAGUGCCCUGUGCAAGACACUGCAGAGGGACUGCUUGGUUUUGCAGAGUUUCAAAAUCAUGGACUACAGUUUGCUGGUGGCCGUUCACAACAUUGAUCUGGCGCAAAGGGAGCGGGCUGUGGCGGACGGGACGUCCCAUGCAGACACGCGGCGGCCCAAUGCCCAGAAGGCCCUCUACUCCACGGCCAUGGAGUCCAUCCAAGGGGAGGCCCGGCGAGGGGGCACCAUAGAGACCGACGACCAGAUGGGAGGGAUCCCGGCACGCAAUGCCAAGGGUGAGAGGCUCCUUCUCUACGUUGGGAUCAUAGACGUGUUGCAGUCUUACAGGUUCAUGAAGAAGCUAGAGCAUUCAUGGAAAGCACUGGUUCAUGACGGGGAUACGGUUUCAGUUCACCGACCCAGUUUCUAUGCAGAGAGGUUCCAGAAGUUCAUGUGUAACGUGGUAUUCAAGAAAAUCCCUCUAAAACCUUCCCCUUCGAAAAAGAGCCGGUCUGGCGCAGCACCGCCCCGGCGGCCGGGCCAGGGUGGGGCCCCCUCCCAGAUGCAAGCGCUGUGCGAAAUGAAAGUGCAGGUCACGAUGGAGGCCGAGGCCGAGCAAGGUUCCCAACUGGGCCGCCCUGACCUUCUCCCCCGGACUCCCCCCGUAGAGGAAGUGAACAGCGAUUCAGCAGCAACGACCUUGUCCACCUCCUCUCUCGGGAGCCGAGGACACAACUCGCCAGCCAACAGGUCUGAAGUGCACAAAUUGGGUACCUCAAAGGCUCCGACUCAAGUCCUUCCGGAAAACUGCUCCCCUAGGUCGCAGGGAGAUCUCUCGGCAGAAACUAGGACCGUGCUCAGCUUCUGCUCCCUUAGGUCAGAGAGAGGCGAGGUUCUCAGUUCAGACAACUCGGAUGAGGAGAUAGCUAGGCCGGCAUGUUUCCAAUGCUUCCCCAGGAGCCCAGGUGGCCGAACAGCCAGCAUCCGAGCUGACCGAGCAGUUUGAGGACUUGCCGGAGACGGAGAUCAGCUUCUGAGAAAUUGCAGGGACGAGGCUGCAUUUACUUUGAUGCGAACAGAAGACUUCUCCAUGCUCUGUAGAAGACCUGCGGAGUCUGCCAAACCUUCGGCCCGCCUGGGCAGCCGAUCACCUAGGACACUUUUUUGGAUUGGAACGGACACCCCUUCGAGAGCGUCAGAAGACUGGGCAGCGCCGUGUUGCCAGUUCCAGUCCCGCUCCCAAAGCCCCCAGGCCCUCAAAAGGCCCCAGACUUCUCCCGGCGCAGGCAAAUAGGACCCUCUCAGCAGGCAGGGGUCGGUGGGCUAAGCCUGGAGAGAGGACAGGAGGCCCUUCUGGCUGGCCCCCACCCCUAAUUGGACUGAGGGGGCGGAACGGGUCCCAAAGCCGCUUCCCAGUCCCUCCAGAGGGAGAGGGCUGCUGUGUGCGUUGGUGAGCCUGCUUAGAAGAGUCUGCGGAAGAUCCGUGUGGUCUUUUUAUUUUUUAUUCUCUCAAACGUAUUUAAACUCUCUUUCUUUUCCUGAAUUGUCAUAUCCGGUUUUUAGGUUUUGCUUUUUUAGCACAUGAUUUUAGACCAAGAAAGUACUUUUGUUGUUGUUGUUGUUGAAGUCAGCGCACCAAAACAGCCUCUCUCUGAGGGAGAGACACUUUUUCUCCUUCUGGGCCACAUAUCGAGUGCGUUUCGCACAUUUUAAAAUCUUCAAUGUGUUACGGCAGGCAAACAGCCCCUAUGUCUGAGGGAUGCCUAUCACCUUGAGGAAGAGGAAGUGAUGCAAGCAAGUCUCUCCCUUGGCCCGCCCUUGCCACACGGUGCUGUGUGGGGGUUGCGAGAGAGGGUGGGAAAGGAGGGAUGUUUCAGUGCUUUGGUUUUACAACUACACCGUAUGUCUGUGUGUCUCCAGAAGCAAGAACAGCCCAGAAUGGUUUUGAAGCCUUCAGUAUUCUUAUCUGUGGACCAAACUUUUGCUCUCACCCUCUUAGAGAGGAGUUCCUUUCCCCCUCAUUCUCAGUAUUAAGCCCUUCUAAGGGCUCAGACUUGUAAAACCUCUUUUUAAAAAAAACACACGACAGAGUCCCCAAAUUCCCGGGCUUUUUGAUAACUACGCAUCGAGCCUGAUUCUGAGGAUUUUCAGCCCAGUUUCCUUUUUGCUCAGAAAAUGACCAACCCUCUUUCUCUCCCCACACACAAACAUAGCAACGGGUCUUCUCCUUCCACUAGUUGCCAUGUGUGUUGAUCUUUCCAAGCUUGUUGGAAAUGGGAGCAGGCAGGGGAGAGAAAAGCUAUGUGACACUGAACAUUGCUGUAUUUUUUCCUAACUCAGGCUGUGGGAAUUCCUUCCGCAUCGCCAAUCACUUGGGGUAUGCAUUGUGCCGAUUAUUUUUUUAAAACAAAAUUUAGUCUAAGUUUUUAAAAAAGAAAACAUGAAAUCUUAUUGCCCUUGCCUUCAAAAGAGAAUGUGUAUUUCUCUCUAGCUCCCCUAACCUUUUUAUAGUGAUAAAUGGGAAGAAUUUCUCUCCCCCUCCAUAAGAGUUUUAUAUAUUUUUCUGUCAACCAUCGCAAUAAAGAAAGCUUAGAAGCUAUAGAGGGGGUAGAUUUCUCCUAGUUAAUUUUCAGUGUACAGCUAAAGAAUCUUUCCCCCUCUCCCCCUGCGUCAUGAUCUCAACUUGAAACCAAACACGUUUUUUAAAUCCAGUGCAAGUCCAAUUUCUGCUCUUAACCUUGGUUAAGGAAUUGGGGGUGUUCCACUUCUCUCUGCCCUUUUCCUGUGCCUGACAUGGCAUAACUUUAUGACUACAGCCAUGGCUAGCUUUGAAGCCAGGGUUUGAAAAGGCAAUCCCAACCAUGGUUGUUUGGAAUCCCAACCAGGUUCUCAGCCCAAGCAGAACAUUGUACCUUGCUGGGAGAUUGAGGAAGGGAAUAGCUGCACACCCUCCAGUCUUUUAAACACCGCCAGGAGAAGUUAGCUCUGGACCGAGCAUUUAUGGUUAAUAUAUCUUAAUGAGCUUCUUUUAAAGUGUGUUGAAGAAAACACAUGUUGCAUUACCAUCAAAACGUGUUGUCUCCCAUGGUCUGUUAAGAGCUGGUAACCUAGAGCAGUGGGAAAAUAUCUGUAUGGAACUAAACUCUUAAGCAACGCAGCAAGACCCUCCCCACCUCCUUUCUUCUGGUCACCCCCCUCCCCAAUUUGUUCAGAGUUGUAUUUUAAGUAACUGUCUAUAUUAGACACACUUGAUCUCCCCCCCCCCCGGAAACCUUCCCACAAUUCUCUAUUUUUGUCCUACGAGGAAAGGACUUGAAGAUCCUCGAGAGGUGUGUGUGAUUUUCUCUCUCCCUGUAAUGUAACUAUUUAUGAAGCUGUAUUUAAGUGUACAUUCCCCUUCCGAAUUGAGAGUGGGGAGGGAAUUGAUUUCUUCUAUAGCGCCUCAUUAUAGACUCUGCUUUUGAAUGGUUUGGAGGAAGCAGCAAGCAGGUGAUGUGAUAGGGAGCGGGAGCGGGGAAUACAACCUCUCGGGACCGUUGGAAAGUUUAGGUCACUCCCCAAACUCUGGAGCUGGGCAAGGCUUCUGGUUGCUGUGACUGAUUCUCCGAUGCCCCUUCUUCCCAGCAGGGAUGCCAAAGAGGGGCCGGGCCCCCGAUCUCUCCCUGUUGCCUCCGUCAGGACACAUGGCUCCUUUUGGGCGCAGAGGGAUCGGGGAUCUGGAGCUGUCCUAGCCAUCCCACUGUGCUGUGUUGUGGGUUUUUGUCACUUGAACCUUGUAACUUUCAUGUUUUGGUUUACACAUCUUACCACUUGUUGAAAAGGAUGUUGGGAAAAAAAUAUUUGGGUGGGGGGAGCACUUUGGCCACUGCAGUAGUCGGGAUGUAACAUGCAGUAUGCUACUCCAUUCAAUAAAGCUCUCUGUUUUCUUUUUCUGUAA
Hemicordylus capensis (graceful crag lizard) is the source of this 5086-nucleotide messenger RNA. RefSeq names its product phosphatidylinositol-4-phosphate 5-kinase type 1 alpha (gene PIP5K1A). NCBI's taxonomy places the organism in Eukaryota, Metazoa, Chordata, Lepidosauria, Squamata, Cordylidae. The transcript is spliced from 18 exons. Gene Ontology annotation, biological process: phosphatidylinositol metabolic process. The record is from RefSeq and is a predicted model, not a curated record. Gene Ontology annotation, molecular function: phosphatidylinositol kinase activity. The coding region runs from base 317 to 2155 and encodes 612 amino acids.